AUGUUUCAGAGAUUUCCAAACGAGUCCUCUUCGUUCUACACCAAAUUAUACCAGAUUGUUGAUGAUCCUUCGUUCAAUCGAAUCAUCUCUUGGGGCAAAAACAACAACAGUUUCAUCGUUUGGGAUGUUGAAGGGUUUCGCAGAAGGAUCCUUCCCAUGUUCGCAGAGUUUGGUAGGGAUUUCUCGAAGUUUGAGUCCGAGCUUUUCAUUCAUGGCUUUAGAAGAAUCGGGCAAUAUGAGUUUGGACAUGAAGAUUUCGUGAGAGGUGUACCUGAGCUUUUGAUGAAGAAGAUGUCGGUGAAAUCUAGGACUGAGGGGAUGGAGAAAUUUGAAGCUAAACUCAAACCAAGACGAAUUAUAUUCAAACCAAAGAAAGCUAUAGCCAAAGAGGAAGUAGCCAAAGUGGAGGAUCUCUUUCAACAAUUACAAAUUUGA
This is a messenger RNA of Eutrema salsugineum, 435 nucleotides long. RefSeq names its product heat stress transcription factor C-1a. Gene Ontology annotation, biological process: regulation of transcription by RNA polymerase II. Gene Ontology annotation, cellular component: nucleus. NCBI's taxonomy places the organism in Eukaryota, Viridiplantae, Streptophyta, Magnoliopsida, Brassicales, Brassicaceae. Gene Ontology annotation, molecular function: RNA polymerase II cis-regulatory region sequence-specific DNA binding; DNA-binding transcription factor activity. Bases 1 to 435 code for a protein of 144 amino acids. The record is from RefSeq and is a predicted model, not a curated record. The transcript has a single exon.